CGCUAACUUGUAAUUAAAACAGAGGAAAUCACAAAAGAAGAAAAAAAAUGAAGGUUGUGGUGACGUCAAGGCAAACCAUCAAACCAUCCAACCCAACACCCCAACACCUUUGCCAAUUGAAGCUCUCACUUCUUGAUCAAAUACAACAACCACACUUUGCUCCUUUUAUCUACUUCUAUGCAUCAUCCAAUUCAGGGCUUAACAAAGCCACAAAUGAUAGAAGAAGAAGUGAGAAGCUAAAGGAGUCUCUUUCUGAGACACUAUCAUGGUUCUACCCACUAGCUGGUCGUGUCAAAAACAAUCUCUUUUUUGAUUGCAACGACGAGGGUGUCCCUUUCUUUGAAGCCCAAGUCCAAUCUAAUCUCGACCAUGUUGUUGGACAAAGCAAUUCCAACUCCCCACUCAAUUGCUUGUUUCCAUAUCCUGAUUUUGAUGAUGCUGGGGAUCUACUCUUAGCUGUCCAACUCAACUUCUUCGACUGCGGUGGCAUGGCUAUUGGAUUAUGUACUUCACACAAGAUAGCAGAUGCAUUAUCAGUAGUAAUGUUUAUGAAAUUCUGGGCAGCUGUUAGUCGUGGAGAUUAUAGCAAUUUGGUUUAUCCCCAAUUCGAUUCGGCCAACAUCUUUCCCCCUACACUUAAUCCCAAUACCAAUCACCACAAGCACGGCGUUGGCACUACAAAAAAGAAGAUCAUUGCAAAGAGAUUCGUGUUUAGUGACUCCGCCAUCUCUACUCUUAAAGCCAAAUACACCCCCACCCCCACCACCGCCACCGCCACCGCUACUGCCACCGCCACCGCUACUGCCAUCGCCACUGCCACUGCUGUCACCGCCAACAACAAAACCAUACAUAAUAAUCCAACUCGUGUUGAGGCACUUUCUACUUUUAUAUGGUGUAGAUAUAAGGCUGCCACUCGAGGAAAGGCGGUAUAUGGAGAAAGAAUUAGAUACCCAGUGAUUCAAGGGGUGAACUUGCGCACGAGACUCAAUCCACCUUUACCUAAUUCAUAUUAUAGUAACCUUAGUCGAUUUUCCAUAGCAAUAUUAGCACCACCGGCAUUGGAAAAAGGCGCUAUAGGAGAGGAUCAUGGUAGCUUGGUCACUCAGAUGAGAGAUGGGAUAAGAAAAGUUAAUAGUGACUAUGUAAGGAAACUCCAAGAGGGUGGUGGUGGUGGUGGUAUGGGGGGCUUGAAUUCCAAGAAAGAGGAGGGUGGUAAUAAAGGAGGAGGAGGAGGAGGAGGAGGAGGAGAUGCAGUGUUUACUUUUAUGUUUUCGAGCAUAGCUAGGUUUCCGCUCUAUGAAACUGAUUUCGGAUGGGGAAGGCCUGUAUGGGUGACUUCAGGUGCAAUAAAUCUUGAUAAUACAGUUGUUUUCCUUCCUACUAAAUCGGGUGACGGCAUAGAAGCAUUGAUUUUUAUGAAUAAGGGCGAUUUGGCGAAACUUGAAACUGAUAAAGAGUUUCUCUCAUUUGUUUCCAAUCCUAAAUUUCCACUUCUCAGCUCCUUAUAAAUUGUGUGUAAUUUCUUACUAUUACAUGACGUUGAGAAUAUAAUAUAAAUAAAGUUGUGCUACUCUCCAAUAGAGCAUAGCAUCUCA
Camellia sinensis is the source of this 1595-nucleotide messenger RNA. Its product is annotated as stemmadenine O-acetyltransferase. Lineage: Eukaryota; Viridiplantae; Streptophyta; Magnoliopsida; Ericales; Theaceae. The record is from RefSeq and is a predicted model, not a curated record.